CGGCCCGGCCCGGCCGCCCCGCCGCGCCGCCGCCCCGCGGCCCCGGCCGGAGGAGACAGGGUGUGUUGCUCUUGACUGGGCUGCGGGGGAACACCUUCCAGAGGGCUUUUUCAGAGGAGAUUGCCCAGUCACUCGAUGGGGCACGCCGGCGGCCUACCUCCGUGUGUCACCUGCCCGCCUCUCAGCAGCAAGGAACGGAGCUUCAGCACCUCUUCAGUAAUGAUGAUGAAACUGGUAUUAACUGAAUGGCAUUUAUGGAUUUUUAACUCUAAUUCACAGUAAGCCAGAAAGCCAUAUGUUCAAUCCAACCAAAAAUCGUUCUGUUUUGCUGCAUGUCUCACCCGAUUGUGAGAAGUUUCAAGAUACCUGUUUGUACAAAGAGGAAUAUAAGUGUUACUUGCCGGAGGAGCACAGCUGAAGCAGAAAGCGAAGACGUCUUAAUUUAUCCUUAAAGAUAUAUGAUAGAAUUAUUUAUUUAGAUAGAGUAAAGAGAUAUAUAUAUAUAUUUUUGGUGGUGAUGAAAAUGGCUCCGCAGAAUGCCGACGCAGAAUCUAUGCAAGUUCAGGAGCUCCCAGUGCCCCUGCUGGACCUGCAGAAGCCAGGGAGGACGGAGGCGGAGACACGGGACGAGACCGUCAGCGAGGGCUCCAUCGACCGCAUCCCCACGCGCCUGUGGGUGAUGCACGGGGCCGUGAUGUUCGGCAGGGAGUUCUGUUACGCCAUGGAGACGGCGCUGGUCACGCCAGUCCUGUUACAGAUCGGCCUCCCGGAGCAGUACUACAGCCUCACCUGGUUCCUGAGCCCCAUCCUCGGCCUCAUCUUCACUCCCCUCAUCGGCUCCGCGAGCGACCGCUGCACCCUGAGCUGGGGCCGCCGGCGGCCUUUCAUCCUGGCACUCUGCGUGGGCGUGCUCUUCGGAGUGGCGCUGUUCCUCAAUGGCUCUGCCAUCGGCCUGGCCCUCGGCGAUGUCCCGACCCGGCAGCCCAUCGGCAUCGUGCUCACUGUGCUGGGGGUGGUGGUCCUGGAUUUCAGCGCUGAUGCCACAGAGGGGCCCAUCCGUGCAUACCUGCUGGACGUGGUGGACAGUGAGGAGCAGGACAUGGCCCUCAACAUCCACGCCUUCUCUGCUGGCCUCGGCGGGGCCGUCGGCUACGUGCUGGGCGGGCUGGACUGGACCCAGACCUUCCUGGGCUCCUGGUUCCGGACACAGAACCAGGUGCUAUUCUUCUUCGCGGCCAUCAUCUUCACGGUGUCCGUGGCCCUGCAUCUGUCCAGCAUCGAGGAGGAGCAGUACAGCCCCCAGCAGGAGCGCAGCGGGGACCCGACCGGCACGCCGGCCCCCGGCCCCCGCGCGUGUGUGCUGGACGGCGGCGCCCUGUUCCCGGACGAGGUGCAGUCGGAGCAGGAGCUGGCCCUGGACUUCCUGGACGAGGGCCUGGUGCGCAGCAAGAGCGACUCGGCGCUGCACGUGCGUGAGGCCGCGCUGGGCCUGGAGCCCGAGCUCUUCCUGCAGGACAUCGAGCCCUCCAUCUUCCAUGACGCCUCCCGCCCCGGCACCCCCUGCAGCACCGGCCAGGAGUGCGCCCCCGCCCAGCCGCCCCGCCAGCCCCCGCCACUCCACACACCCGCGGGCGAGGAUGAGACCCUGCUGGAGGACCCCCUGAGCGCGUCCAGGCUCCCGAACGGGGGCGGCGCGGGGCUGUGGGACGGCCCAGGGAGCUACAGCCGGGCGGCCCUGAAGGCCCCCGCCACGGUGGGCCCUGCCCGCCGGCGCCGGCACGUGUUCCGCCGGCAGGCCUCCAGCACCUUCUCCUACUACGGCAAGAUCGGCUCCCACCGCUACCGCCACCGGCGCGCCAACGCCGUGGUGCUCAUCAAGCCUUCACGCAGCAUGAGCGACCUGUACGACCUGCAGGCGCGGCCGCGGCAGCACCGCCACCGCCACCAGAGCGGGGCCACCACGUCCAGCGGGGACUCGGAGAGCGAGGAGGGCGAGGGUGAGACCACCGUGCGGCUGCUCUGGCUGUCCAUGCUGAAGAUGCCCCCCGAGCUGGUGCACCUCUGCCUCUGCCACCUGCUCACCUGGUUCUCCAUCAUCGCCGAGGCCGUGUUCUACACCGACUUCAUGGGCCAGGUCAUCUUCGAGGGGGACCCCAAGGCUUUGUCCAACUCGACGGAGUGGCAGGCCUACAGUGCGGGCGUGAAAAUGGGCUGCUGGGGCCUGGUCAUCUACGCGGCCACUGGUGCCACCUGCUCAGCCCUGCUACAGAAGUGCCUGGACAACUACGACCUGAGCAUCAGGGCCAUCUACGUGCUGGGCACGCUGGGCUUCUCCGUCGGCACGGCCGUGAUGGCCGUGUUCGCCAACGUCUACGUGGCCAUGAGCAUGAUCAGCACGAUGGGCGUCGUCUCCAUGAGCGUCUCCUACUGCCCCUACGCCCUGCUCGGGCAGUACCACGACCUGCGAGAGUACGUGCAUCACAGCCCCGGGGCAUCCAGGCGUGGCUUCGGCAUCGACUGCGCCAUCCUCUCCUGCCAGGUCUACAUCUCCCAGAUUCUGGUGGCCUCCGCCCUGGGCAGCGUGGUCGACGCAGUGGGGACCGUGCGUGUCAUCCCCAUGGUGGCCUCUGUGGGCUCUUUCCUGGGCUUCCUGACAGCCGCCUUCCUGGUCAUCUAUCCAGAGGUGUCCGAAGAGGCCAAGGAAGAGCAGAAGGGCCUGUCUUCCCAGCCGCUGGGUGAAGGCGCGAGCGGCAGUGCUGAGAAGCCCAUGGUGCUGAAGCUGUCCCGGAAGGAGGGCCCGCAGGGGCUCGUCGAGACCGAGUCGAUGGUCUGAGCUGCACCGCACACACAUUCCAGGGCGGCGGGGAGGCGGGGGUGGCGCCCAGCAGCCUGGCUGCCGUGGCCUUGGCGGCCGCGUGCACCAAAACCCUUCACCGACCCUGGUGGAGGCUCAGUAGCUGUAGGGUAGGUUUGUGCCAAUAGGCAAAAACACCUUAUUAAUUACUUUUUCCACAAUUAAAAAGAAUCAUUUUUUUAAUCAAAAAAAGAUCUUUUAAUUUCAACUGUCCCUUUUGUUCUGCAGGUAUAUUAUUCUGCAUGUUUUAAAAUUAUAAAGCAGAUUUACCUUCUAGAGAAGCAAUUUAGAAAAAAAAAUUUUUGCAUUUCUAAAGUUAUAAUUGAAAGCAAAAAAGUAUCUGAUGUAUUUUGCUAUAUCUUAUCUGAAGUCUUCAGAUAAUGGUCGUGUAGUCAGUGACUAAAACACUUUCUAUCACAUUUUUUCCCUGUGGAUGCCUACAGGUAUUUGGACGUUCUGUCAGAUCGCGUCACAUUUUGUUGGUGCUGCAGCUAUUGGAGAGUACUUUUCUCUAUGAUUAUUUUAGAAAAAAAAAUUUUUGUCUUUAUUUUCCAAAACUGUGGUUUUCUUGAAGAACACAUCUCCUGCUUUCCUGUUUGACACAUUGUACCCGGGCGGCGGGCAGCAGUAGCGGGGACACCAAAGCUAGGAGGAGGCUGGGCCCCCGGGACGCUGGUGGGGAGACCCGCCUGGUCCAGCUGGACCGCCCGCCGAGGGCAGCCCUGGAGCUGGCAGCGCCGUCCCCCUGCCCGCCCACAUCUGUGCCCACCCCACCCAUCGUCUUGUCUGAAGCUCCGGGAGAUGCUGUGACUUUUGCGUUGCACUUUGUCUUUGAACCAUCUGUCGGGGGACCAUGGGGCAGAGCUCCCGGCGUGGAACUGCCACCCACGCCCGCCGCCAGGCCCACACGCUAGACACUCCAUGCCCAUCUGACCUCUGCACCUGCUCACCCCCGCCGGCUGCCGGAGUCAGGGCCGCCCCGCCGUGAAGAAAGCGGGUCUCGGACAGGGGCACGGUCAGCCCCACAGGUCAGCUCAGCGCGGCGUUUCUAGUUUCAGCGCAGAACCAAACUUGCACCCCAGGGAAGCACAGUCGUCACAUGCUGCAGCUGUUUGGAAAUGCUUUUCAAACCACAAUCUCUUUCUAAGUAAGCAGUUUCUGCUUUUCUUCUUUGGGACGGUCAGUCUAAGUCCGCUGAUCUCAGGAGAAAGAGGGAGGCCUCCCACACAUCGCCCGGAUAAAGUGAGAGGACUGUAACUCUUCGCUGCCUCAAGUCGAUGUGUUUUUAAAUAAAGUACUUUAAAACGCAUGAGAGUCAUGCUGCAAUAUGAUCAUUCUAAAGCAAAUAUAUAUAUAUAUAGAUAGAUAUAUUUCAAGAUGAAGCUACGCAGUUUUUAAAUAAACUACUUGAAGUUCCUGUGUGUUGAGAGGAGCAGCCGCGCUUCGUGUACUUGACCGGCCUCUGGUCCCCUCCCAUCUCCGCCGCUGGCGGCACUUUGCAGCUGCAGUUUGUCCCUGAGGAGCAGCGGUGCCUCUCUGUUGUGGAUGCAGCCACAAGCCACGUGUCUGCCCCCAGAAGCCCAGGGUCACGGAGAGCCGACUGGGAAACGGGAGCGUUUUCAACGUGCAUGACGGCUGGACAAGGGCCUUGGGGAUCCUGUGCCCAGGCGGGCAAGUCCUUCCCACUCCCAAGCGCGCCUCCCCCGGCAGGUACCCGGCAGGUCCCUUUCAUGCCGUUCGAUGGCCUUUGUGGCUUUAGGAUGGAAAGUCCUCCUGCUGUGACACUAUAGAUCGCAGCCUCUGCUUAGCUGCUCUGCUCCUCGAGGGGGUCUCCUGACAGCUAGAAAACGGGGGGGCAGUGAGCUGAGAAUGUAGGGGUGUGGGGGAAAGCCCAAGUCAAGCUCUGAGAUGAACCAGCCGGAAGGGCCACACCUCCCAGGCCCACGCUGUCCACAGCCCAGCCGGGGCUUGAUGUGUAGGAGCAAGCAGGGCUUGUGGCAGGACCACCACCCUGGGGAUGCCAGCCUUAAACCUGAUCUAAAACAGCAAAGACACGGAAGGACAAGAACAACCCUGGAACGUGCUCGGGGCGGAGGCCCGCUGGGGAAAGGCCUCUGUCGGCGGCUGGCGCAGAAGUGGGUACGUGUGCAGCCGUCUUGAGUCCUGCAGGCCGCCAAGCCUUCUGCCUGUGUGUGCCCAGAGUGUGUCUUACCGUGUGGGCCUGGGAGGGCAGGUGCCUCACGGCCCAGGUCAGGAGAGAGCGGUCAUGGAGCCAGCCUCCAGCCCUCGACAGGGGGUGAGCUUUGCAUGGGGGUAUUGUGGAGUGAGUGCUUUUGCCUCAGCCCCAUUCCCGCAGACAGGUUAUUCCCAGGUUGCACUGACCCGAGGCUCUGGCGUCACCUUGUGUCUUGAGAAAAGCAAAGCGGGCUGUCCGCGCGGUGGUGGCCGGCCGUGGCUGGGGGCUGUGGUUGGUUCCUAAUGCUGUACCUCAGAUAGCAGUGGGGGCCACCGGCAGACCACUCCAAGGAGCGUGGCUGUGGCCCCCUCACUUGAAAGGUCCUCUGGUGCUCCAGCCAAGGUGACCAGUGGUUUGUGCCACCCACGGGGUAGGCUGGCCGGGUAGCCGAUGCCAGAGUCGAGCCUGGAGUUGGCCUCGUGGGCCCUGGGCAUCGUGGGUACCGGUCAGGGCUGGGUGCUGUGAGCAGAGGGCUUGGUAGGGAUUUGGCUGGUUGCCAGGUCAUAUCGAUGGACUACCCAGAUAGGGUGGCGUGGAUCUGAUCUGCGUCUUUGGUUCCCUAAAAAGUCAGUGAAGACAGGGAGCACCCUGUCCCCAUUCUGCCGACAGUCAACAUUGGCGCUGUUUCUGGGGGGGGAGUGGAGGGCUGGCAGCAGGGUGCCACUCCCCACUGCCCCUUGUGGGGGGCAGGCAAUGGCUGGGCCAAGAAGGUCAUUGGCUCCAAAUAGUCCUCAGGUGUGUUUCUUAAAGGCGUAAGAGUGUGUGGAGAAGUAGCUGUCUGCCCCCCAGAACCCCAGAGUCAAGCCUCUGAAGGGACUGCCUGUGUGGUGUGUCUGAAGAACACUCCAGAAGGUCCCAGCCGUUCCCUCCUGUGGCCGAGGGUGUGAGCCGCCAGCGCCAGAGACAGCCACUCGGAGUGAGUUUGUCAAACACCACAUUGACUGGACUUAGAGUUCCUUCGAGCUGUUGGGCUCACACCUGAGCCUCCGUCUACCUUUGGCCACCCCCGCCCCGAGCACAGGCGAGGACCCUCCCAGGAAUGUUGCUCCUGGUGACAGACGCGCGACUGUUCACGCUACAUCUGCAAGCAGCUGCUUCUGACUCUCCAUCCGUCUUCUGCCUGCUUCCGGGCCUGGGGGCUCAGGCUGGCCUGCCGGGGCUGCCCAGGGCCACUUCCUGAGCACAGCUGCCUGGGGCAUGGUGUCCACUCAGUGUGGCCCUCAGCACGCAGCACGUCGGGGCCUCCAUCACUACCUCCUCCUGGGGAGCCGGCCCCCGCCAUCCUGGCCCCUCACCCAGCCUGUCCCCGGGGGGCCAGGGGCAAGGCUCCAUGUGCUGUGGGCCAGGACUGUGUCUCGGUGGCGGAAUGACCCGAUUAUUGGAAAUGCCUCUUGUUACCAGAGGAACUCCCCAGGUGUCUCGGAACAGGACUUAUUUAGUUCCAUUGUGAACUGGCCACAGGACAUUUUUUUAUCAACUUAUUAAGUUGGAGCACUAUAAUAGCUCUUGCUGAUUUUAGCAGUGAUAUAAGUGUGUGUUAAACACAUAACGUUUUAUGAGGAAAAGGGAUUAUAAAGAGUAAUACCGCACAUUACUGAAUUUUGUAUCAGGUGGGCACACGCAGCCUGGUGUGUGUACCUGAGCGCCGAGCCCCCGCUCUCCCGGCUGCUCCAGGGGCUGUGGCUGCAUGGCGCUGUCUGCCCCUCCCCGCACACAAGGUCCUGUCUGUAACGCGCUCACCUCCCGGUGGAGACCGGGCUCCCCGCGUCUGUUGCGCUCUGUUACUCUGUGGCUGAAGCUUAAUAAACCUUUCCCUGCCAGA
This is a messenger RNA of Cervus elaphus (red deer), 6912 nucleotides long. RefSeq names its product solute carrier family 45 member 4 (gene SLC45A4). Gene Ontology annotation, cellular component: membrane. Gene Ontology annotation, molecular function: sucrose:proton symporter activity. Bases 518 to 2833 code for a protein of 771 amino acids. The record is from RefSeq and is a predicted model, not a curated record. The transcript is spliced from 9 exons. Lineage: Eukaryota; Metazoa; Chordata; Mammalia; Artiodactyla; Cervidae.